AUGGAUCUCUUGAAGCAUCACUACCUGUAUUCCCCCCAGCAUCACCCGUAUCGCCUUACAGGCAUGAGAUACGGAGCUGUAUCACCUUACCAAGUGGUCAGCAUUCCGCGAUGCACCUGUGAGUGUUACUGUGAAAGGAGUCGAGUUCAAAUUGUCGACACGGAGGCUCGCAACUUAUCGGAAUCGGACAGAGAAGGACGAAGCAGGGAUCUUGACGAUCUGAAAAACGGUAUGUAUCAAUGACUAUUCAGUACAAAGAUUUUCCUAAACGUAAUGCACCUUUGGGAUUUUAGUAACCUUGACCAACACCCCACCAACUGAUUGAUGUCUUUAUCGCGCUUUAGAGUUCUUAACAUCCGGUUUUCAUCAUAACCUAGUAUUUAGCGCAAUUUAAAGGCUUGUCGCAGUGUUUAUAAGGCUUAUUUUCUCAGAGUUUCCAAUAUCGAGCCUUUCAUGUUCUGUUUUUUGUGUAAAGUUUAGAUGUAAGCGCAUCAGUAACCAAGUGAGAUGUGAUAUGCAAUUGAUGGAUUUUUAUUUUAAAAAGUAAUUAAAACAACAGCAUUAGGGGUUACUUUCUCCCUGUUUUGUUUGAUUUUUACGGUUAGAGUGAGCAGUGCGGAUUUUAUUUGCGAAAAUGAAGCAAAGUUUGCUUUGAUUUGGUCGAAAGAUGCAACUGAGGUUAAUUGUAGUAUUGGCCACUCAGUUUUUACCACUGUAGAAAAAAAUAUAAUUACAUAUCGCACGGCCAAAGCAAUUUGUAUUCGAGAGUGUUUAAAUGUCAAUUUUCCUUGUAGUCAAAAAGGCAGAUGGUUUAUAACGCAGGGGAUAAUCUUUUCCUCUCCAAAUGGGUUUUGUUUUGUAGGUUUUUCGCUUUUAAAAAUCACAAUAGCAAGAUCGAAUUAAUAAUGAGCUGAGAUUUUCUAUUCCACUCAGGCUCUUUUGUGUCCAUCUAAUCCGGUUCAUAACCGACUAAUUUCGGGUGAAUUUAAUAGCCAAGUGUUCUUCCCUUCAACCACUAAUGCGAGCCCUGAUUAAAGCUUACUUUUAUCCACACUUCUGAGAUAACUGGCGUCUUUUACACCGAUUUAUUUAAUGUCGCUUGAAUCAUUCUUGAGGCAGUUGCGAAGCGCACGCACUGCGUUUUUUUCUCUUUUCAAUUAUUUUUAACAAUAUUAGAGUAAAACAUAUUUUCUGCUUUUACUGAUUUCCAUGCAAGUAAGUCCUUAUAAACUAUUAAACGGUAUUUUAUGCGCAUUAUUAACUUGCCCUGUUUUCUGCUAAUAAAAUAUUGUUUAUACUAAUGAGUCUUAUUAGCGAAUGAAAAAUUAGUAAAAUGCAUUACUGAGGCAAAUCUCAACUUCUCAAUUUUUAUGGCUUUUUUUGUUUAAUCUUUUUUUUCUUCUGUUUGAUCUCAGCGAAAUAAAAAUUUUGUCUUUAAGUGGUUUUUGGUGCGUUUUUGAGCGCAAAUGUUCAGUUAAACUAAUGGGGACAACUGGGUUUUAAACAAUAGCCUGGCGAAUGCGUCAUAUAAUUGAUAGUGUUCAUUUCACAUUCAUUUCAGAGGCAUGAAAAUCAGGGUGACCAACGAUCAGAAAUAUCAACGAAGCCCUUCAUUGAAUAUCAAUGUUUUCCAAUAUGCCACUCUUUCACAAAUUGAUUUUGACAUAAAAUUCAAGGUAAUUAACUUGGAAAUGAUCUCUUGGUAGCUCGAGCUUUGUGCAGCUGACAGGUUGAGAAAACAUCAGGCCCGCACCUCGAAUCCAUUCUUGUUUCGAAAAAUACACAAAAGCCAAAUCUUAAUAUCAACCUUGAUACAAAAAUUCACACCAACCAAGUAUUUCUUAAUUACCUCAUUAUCGCUCCUUCCUAGCUCCAGAAUAAACGUGUUUAAUUUGUCGGGGUAUAAACCAUCGACUUGAGAUCGUUCAGAUAUAGCUAUAGCAGUUGUAAUAAGCCCCGCAACUUGACGAUUAAUAAAGUGUUAAGUGGCAUUGCCGAAACCACUGGGAAGAAAUAAUCAUGGUUAAACUGACUAGUCUUGCUACAUCGUUUGAUCGAAAUUUUGCUCUAAAAUCUUCACAUUUUUUUUCUGUUGAAAAUGUUUAAGCAUCACGUUUUUCAAUAUACUGAUACUGUAAGCAAACGCCUAGACCACCGAGCUAAUUUUCAAACUGGAGGGAUAGAAUCAUAAAAAUAAUAUACAAAGUGCCGCUGUUAACAUUGCAUCUCAACCAGUCAUACUAAACGUGUAACUCGUUGGCAUACAUUGAAUUCAACUAGAGUCGUAAAUGACCGGGAAACUCCCGUGAAACUGCAUAAAAAACUAUCCGGAAAAGCUUGAAAAUAAAAGAUAAUUUAAGUCUAACAAUUUAGGCUUCGGAAUCUAUUUCUUUGUGCACGGUUUCUCUUUUUCCUCACGCUUUUAUCCUCCUCUGUAUCCUUCUUAAUAUUUGGAGUACACUUUAGGACAAAAGCGAUUAUAUUUUUCCAUAGAAUUCUUCUGAGGUAGAAUUGAGAUUUAUUUCAUAGUUUCCUAAUGGAGGCUAAAGCGUGUACAAAGUAUUCAUUUGAAAUCUCAUAGAUAUCAUGGGCAUUGUUUCAACUGAUUUCGACCAUAUUUCAAGAAAGGGCGUUAUUUGUCUAUAUAUAUCCUGAAACUGAUACUGUGAAUAGCAAUAAUAAUAAUAAUAAAAAUAAUAAUAAUAAUAAUAAUAAUACUAAACAUCAAAAGUCAUGCGACUCCGCAAAAGUCCCACAAAGUUCCUGGUUAUUGAUUUUUUUGUCCAGUAUAGAAUAACAAAAGGAGUAAGUCUCGUCUUUGAUUACCGUUAAUGGUGUAGGUAAAGGUCACUGUUUGAAAGCGUAUUGUUCUUUAGUUUUGUAGGUAUGUCCACAGUAUGGGCUUCGCGACAAAAUAAAAUAAAGUGAAAUAAAAGUGAAAGAAUGAAGAAUGAGGGAGAAACUAGGAAUUUCAAAUAUUUGAAAGUGUGCGCUGGCGUUUAAAUUGGAAGAUGUACAACCCGGUUGGAAAUAACAGCUAAACUUGAAUUUCUAUAGAGAAUAAGAUACUAGAAAUGGGACAAUAGAUAUCCCGCAAUUUAUCUAAAUUUAACCGGGUUGCUCUUUGUGUACUCGUAAAUUGAGCUGUUGUUUCUCAUAAAAACAUAAGGAAUAAUGAGGAAAUGUUAGAGGCCAAAGAAAAAUUUUACAAAAAAAUCAUCAAAAUUUCUUUUUAAAAUAUCUUGACAAAUAAAUAUUACUAUUCAAAAGUUCUGGAAAAGAGGUUUCAUUUGAAUGGUAACACCAGAGGAUUUGGUCCAUUGAUUUAAAAAAGUUAAAAUGACAAAUUCUCUAGCCAGUCGGCAUUACUGGUCUUAAAGUGAAGGGUUAAAACUAAAAGCUAUAGAAUGAGAUACAUAAGGGCUACAUAAGAUAGAUUCUAUCCUUAUGUUAUGCUUUUUCAGUCCUUUUGUUCAAAUGUCAUCGUUAAAAGAGCAUGAAUUCAACCUAUCUAUUCUUUAAUAUUUUCACUAAUCAUUCCAGAUCGGCUAAUUAAACACAAGACGAACUAGUUUUUCCCUUUAAUAAUUGGCGAUUUUGCUCUGUGUGCAGUUUAAUAAAUGAACAAAGGCAAGAAUGGCUAUAAUAAAUGAUUUUACUAUGUUAGGUUAAAAGACAUCAUUUUUCUAUGACACUUUCAGACAGUAUGUUUUAUCACCUUUCCUGAAGUAUUCACACGUGUCCAGCUGAGGUUAAACAAAGGCAUUCUGUUGCGCUGUAUAAACGAAGAUGUGUCUAUACGAGUAAAUAAUACCUUUUGCGAGAUGACAUUUGUUGGCUUAUCUUUUAGUUUCCAUAAACGUGUAAUUGCAUGGCUUAACUUUUUUUUUAGCAAAAUCCGGUUAACAGCAAAACCAAUUCGCCACUUUAGAAAGGAAACUGGGUCGAGUUAACCUCCGCAAAGACUUCUGGGACUGUUGCAAGGGACUGGGAAAAAAAAUUGGCCAAUAGCCGACAGGCGCGUCCCCAGUAACGAUCCCACAAACAUGAAUUGCGGGACGCAUUUCGGCUCCAGCCUGAUGUUGAGCGCGGGAAAAUAUAACAGCAGGUCCAAGAGAACGCGAGAACAUUUAAUUAAACGAAGUAAGUCGAAGGGCAUGCAUCCUGAAGCUAGCUCUGGUAAAUAUUCAGUCGCAAUUGCGGGAAAAGAUUUAACGGCACGCAAGGGCAGGAAAAUAUUAAGAAGUACUACUAGAAUAGUUAGGAGAGACGCACAUAUAGAUGUCGACGUGGUCUUGUUCCUUACUGGCUAAAAGACUGACGACGAAAGUACGGGAAAAUAUUCAACCGCAAGGGCGGGAAAACAUUCAGUAGAGCUAGCAGUAUAGUUAGGAAAGACGCACAUAUAGAGGUCGAUGUAGUCUUGUUCCUGAUUGGAUGAGAAGAGCAUCGUUUCUUUAUAUUUUACCCUGGUUUGUCAGAACCAUUGCAAGCAUUUCAACCUGUGUACAAAAAUCAGCGAAAAUGAAACGGAAACAAGCUUUCAUAAACUAAAAAUAUCGCUAGUAACGAUAUUUGUCGUGAAAGUCACAUGCUCUUGCUGACUUUAUCUAUUCGUCGUUGGGCUAUUAGUUUAAUACAAUUAUUUCUUUGCUGGAAUGUUUAAACCUAUACCGGAGAAGCUCUUGUUGCUAAUAUCACGACUGAUUCUCAUAGUGGCAGUGACUUCUUCAUUUAAACUGACCUAAAAAGUCAAGACAUUUCCCUCAUUUGGUGAAAUUCUUGCUCUUCCCAGUUUAUUGACAGGCCUUAUUACAGUGCAACUGUGUGUGUGUAUGUGAGGGGGGCAGGGCACAUUUCGUGUCUUUUCUUUUCCUUUAUCACUAUAGAAGAGAAGCCAAGAUUUUAAUUCUCUUUUUAACUUGUAUCUAGAUUUCUGUCUCGACAAAACUGGCAGACGAAACCGAACCACUUACAAAAGAUGGCAAAUUGAUGAGCUUGAGCGUGCGUUCUCUCUCAAUCCGUACCCGACCAGCGUGUUUAAGAAGACUCUUGCGUUAAGACUCGGUCUGAGGGACUCGCGAGUACAGGUAAUCUUCGUUUUUGCAUUCAUAAAAGAGCUGACUCGUACCAAGUCGCUUCUUUUUAUUCGCGCUGUGAUUAAUGGGAAAGAUUUAGCGAGUUCGCGGUGCAUUAAGGGAAUGAAGAAAAACUCUUCUUCGCAAACGCCAUUGCGCGCGUCGAUCUUCCUUUCCAUAUUCCUUUGCGAGAUUAAGUGGCGACUGGAUACGAAUCAGGAAUUUACCUGUUUUCCUGAGCAGUCUUUUAAAAUAGAGAAGUCAUGUCAGGUAAAGCGAAGUCAAGAAAGUUUUUAAAAGUAAGAUAAAGAACAAUUGAGAAAAUGUAGGUGUGAUGGAAUUAAAUAAGAUAAAGUCAAGUUGUAUAGGAAAUAGUGAAAAGGGGAAAUUAAAGAGAUCUCGACUAGAGUCAAAUAGUUUUAACGUCGACAGAGCUCAACCAUUUUCCAACACUUCCUAGGUUUGGUUUCAAAACCGCCGAGCGAAGGCGAAGCGAGAAAGGCAUGGCGGAAUAUCAGAAUGCUGCAGCAACGAUACAGAAACCGAGCUCACUGAGGCAGAAGACGAGCAAUCAGAACACGUGACUGAACAUGUGACGGAGGGCAAGGAAAACAAAGAUUCUGAACAAGAUGUGGAUGUGGAUUAAGUCUAGUCAAGAGAACAUACAGUCCCCCACUCCCGACGAGUUUUUUGCACUAUUCACUCCUCCACAAAACGUCCACACAAAGCGCAAGGAUGCAUUAUCCGGGGGAAAACCGAUACGUUCCAAAAAUAACUUUAGAGGGGUUACGAUGGGUAUAGGACCUAUGUGGGGGAUUAACUCGCUGGUUCCUUUAUGUUCUCCUGGUCUAGUAUUCGCGCGCUAAAAUACUUUCGUUCAACUGCAUUCAAAUAAUGACUAAGUGACGUAACAUAAAACCGAAAAUAAGGAAACAAUGGAAAGGGCCUAAACUGGUGGCUUAUUUUAGUUCACUUCAUGUUUUAUAUGAUUCUGUUGAAUCAUGAAAAUUGCAUAUAAUAUUUAGAGAGGAGUACUGAAAACUAGUUGUCUGGUGAAAUAGAAUGAAGGAUCAGAAAUUAUUGACAUACAUGUAGAGCCUGGAGGAAAAUUUCAGUUGGAAAGGCCACAGUCACUCGUAAUCAAUUAAAAAUCUAAAUGUCUGACCUGCAAAGGGCAGUGCAGCCAAUCUUCAGCAGAUAUAAUUAUUUUUUAUUUGUUUCUGGUUGGCUAGAACCCUGCGUCACUUUUUCAGCUUAUCAAAAGAGAAAUAUUUGUUUUUCCGUGCUUAUAUUGUUAUCAAGUUCGUAUCAGUUUGACAUUGGUCUGCAUGUGUUCCACGUUGUGAUUGGCUAGUCCUGUUUUACUGUUACGUUUCGUUUUACGUUACGUUACGUUGAAAAUCGCGCUAUUUCCCGCAUGAGAUACAGUAAUACUUUCUAAUACGGACACCGAAGGGACAGAACCAAGUGUCCGCAUUACAGAGGUGUCCGUUUUGUAGAAGUUAGAAUUGCAUUUAGUUUGGUGUCUUUUUGAUGAGGAGAAAUGUCCAUAAUAGAAAUUAGCCUGCUACAAGGC
Porites evermanni is the source of this 6654-nucleotide messenger RNA. Lineage: Eukaryota; Metazoa; Cnidaria; Anthozoa; Scleractinia; Poritidae. The record is from the annotation of a GenBank genome assembly.